This is a messenger RNA of Porites lobata, 329 nucleotides long. The record is from the annotation of a GenBank genome assembly. Lineage: Eukaryota; Metazoa; Cnidaria; Anthozoa; Scleractinia; Poritidae.
AUCCUCCGCAGAAACCGCAGACAUCUCUGCAGGAGCAGAGAGCCAUUCUACAGCUCACAACCUAGCGAGGCCCCUGUAGCCUUGCAACCCCCGGAUAUGGCAGCCUCUCCAGAGAAACUCCAAGGACCUCAGCCAACAGAAGGUCAGUCAUUCCCAACAGGGCCAGCUCAGGGGGACCAGUCUAAACAGCUAACCAAAACCCUGUUGCAAUACCUAGCAAGGCCCAACCUCUGUGAACAACACUUAACAAGUCUAGGCCAGUUGAAAAUAGGAUCACAAGAGCUGGUCGGUUGUCAAAGCCACCUGGCUAUUUAAAGGACUAUGCUUGA